This is a messenger RNA of Adelges cooleyi (spruce gall adelgid), 2575 nucleotides long. Its product is annotated as major facilitator superfamily domain-containing protein 6-A-like. Lineage: Eukaryota; Metazoa; Arthropoda; Insecta; Hemiptera; Adelgidae. Bases 308 to 1591 code for a protein of 427 amino acids. The record is from RefSeq and is a predicted model, not a curated record. Gene Ontology annotation, cellular component: membrane. The transcript is spliced from 8 exons.
GACUCGCGCAAAUGAGUUGUGACUAACAUUUUAGACUCGCUUAGUUAGACAUUAACCACGUGUAUUUUUAUUGAAUUCGCCCGUGAGUAUGAAUAUUCAUAGAAGAGCCGUGUUGAACGUUAUUUUAUCCUCGUUUUAUACAUUUUUUUCCGCGACAAUAUACCUGACAACGCGCUUAAGGACACACACAUAAAGUUUAAUCAAGAUCGCCAAUAAGUACGUAUCAACUUCUGCGUGCAUCUCUACCGUUUGUGCUCAGGUAAACGAAAACCAGCAAAACCAAAUUUGACCAAUCACUUUGCAGACAAUGAAGGGCUUGAAUAUAAACAAAAAACUAAUACUGAUGAAAGCAUGUUUUUUUAUUUUUGAUUUCGCAACUGCGCCGAUCAAUCCGUUCUUGCCGACAAUAGCCAAUCAACGAGGCGUACCAGUGUUCAUAGUAGGAUUAUUUUUCACCUUUUUGCCCAUCCUAAACGUCUUGGCGAGACCUUUCGCCGGUUACAUCACAGACCGAUGGCAAUGUCGCAAAGCCGUGCUUUUGAGCGCCAGUUUGAUAAACGCUUUGCUGACUCCCACUCUGCAUUUCAUUCCUGCCCUGACGGACCAACAAAAGGCGGAUAACGUGGACGUGGUAACAACAUGGGGAUUUUGGCUCUUCCUACUGGUCGUAACGGUCAGGACGGUACUGUGGAUGGUCGGUGACGUUCUACAGGACACUAUUUGUAUUGAAAUCCUAGGCAAAGAUAAGAGUAAAUAUGGCGGACAGCGGAUAUACGGCGCCAUAGGCUACGGUCUGAGCUCUGUGUUUGUUGGAUGGUGUGUUGACACUUACAGCAGAAAUCUAAAAGAAAAAAGUUUUCUACCGGCUUACAUGAUUUCCACAUGUGCACUGAUUAUCCAUAUUUCCAUCGCUUCCAAAUUAGAAAGUAAACAAAACAGCAGUUCAAAGAAUGUCGCCAAAGCGGUCGGCGAAGUUUUGUCCGACGUCAAAGUCGCGUCCUUCCUCGUGUGGGCGACCAUGAGCGGUGUAUUUACGGCUUUCAUUUGGUUUUACUUAUAUUUGUAUCUUGAAGAUUUGGCGGAAUUUUACCAUCCGGAACGUAAACCUUGGAUAAAGACUAUCGAAGGGUUUUCGUUUACAGUUCAGUGCUGCAUUGGUGAACUACCUGUUUAUAUUAUGUCAGAUAUUAUAUUGAGAAAAAUUGGUCACAUGGCAGCUUUUUCGGUAUCCUUUGCAAUGUUCUCUGUUCGAUUUUUCUUGUACUCGAUAAUUAACGAUCCGCUUUGGGUAUUACCAGUUGAACUGCUCAAUGGUGUGUCGUUCGCCAUGUCCUUUUUAUCUGGGGUUUCGUACGCCGCUAAAGUAGCACCGCCUGGAGGAGAAGGCACUCUACAAGGGCUGUACGGUAUGGCGUUCCAAGGACUGGGAAUAUCGUUGGGUUGUUUUGUGGCUGGUUACACGUUCGAUACAAUGGGAAGUUCCAAUUCGUAUAGGUUAAUGAGUUACGUUGCUUUUAUUGCGUUCAUUACGCAAGUAAUUGUUAACCAAAUCAUUCAAAGGAGGAGAACAAAAAAACAAUUAGGUACAUGAAAAUGUAGAACCUUGACAAUGCUAACAUGUAUUACUGUUUUUUUAGAAUAUCCAAUUUAGGAUAGCACAUACGUUACAAUAAAAAACAGAGCUGAAUUAGUCUGUGAGCUAAUAGUAUUUACUCUGUGAGUAGCGCGUUUUAAACGUUUAUUUAUUAUUUUUGUUUAACUUAAAGUGUUCUUUUCGUUGAACUAUAAUGAAUAAGCUCAUAGUGGGAACUACCACUAUUUAUUUUAAUUUAUAAUUGUAAUUGUAGUUCAUUAUAUGUUAUCUAUAUUAUUUGUUCCUAAAAAUAUAUAAAUAGUAGACAAAUGAAAUAUAUCAGUUAAAUCGUCGAAUUAAAUCUAAUUGUAUAAUUUGAAUUUCAAUAUUUCAUUCUAAACCAAAAAGAAGGUAGAAUUAUUUUAAAAACAUCAUAUUAAAAAGUUUUUAGGCAAAUUGUUAAAGAAUACGAAUGUACACAAGCACAAUAAUUUAUAUAAUGUUACAAUAAAAUGUAUUAAUUGUAACAAAAAAAUACUUAAUGCACAUAAUAUUGUAAAUAUUUUUCGAAAAAAGGCGUUGCGCCGUUAAUUUAUAUAGAAAAAUUUUAGUAUAAAAAAUGUAAACAAUAAAUUACUCAUUAAAUAAGAAAAUUCUACUAUGUAUGUAGUUCAAUUUUGAAAAUAAAUUCAUCUGUUACUUUUGUUAUUUGUUUUGGAUAAGCAUGACGCCGAUUAAAAAACUAGAAAGACUAAACAAUAAAUAACGAUAAUUCUAAAUACGUCAUAGAAACAGAAAAUGUAUCAAAUUAAGACAUAACUCUUUUUGCUCUAGCUACACAAAAUUUAGAAUAAUAGAAUUUCAAAAAAAAUAUGCUCAUUACUUUAAAACAUAAAAAAAACAUCUUUUUAUAGUUUAUAUUUGAUAGUGUGGUCUAAUUAAAUAUUUUAUUUACAUUACAAAGUUAAGCAUUACUCAAACAAUUUUUUUGUCUAGAUGAAG